GCGUUGACGUUCUCGUGUCAAUCACAUACCACUACGUCCGAUAAUGAACGUAUCCCUCUAGGUACAACUACUACUACUACUACUUGUGCCGAGUUUGAGAGAGGGAAUGUCAACCGAGGAACCACUGGUCAGUGAGGCAGACGGGAACGGCGGCAUAAUGGCUCAACCAAAGAACCUGGAGGGCUAUGUGGGCUUUGCAAAUCUCCCCAACCAAGUUUACAGAAAAUCUGUGAAGCGAGGUUUCGAGUUCACACUUAUGGUAGUGGGGGAAUCUGGGCUGGGCAAGUCGACGCUGAUCAACUCUCUCUUUCUGACAGACUUAUACUCCACUGAAUACCCGGGUCCUUCCCUUAGAAUCAAAAAAACUGUUCAGGUGGAGCAGUCGAGGGUUCUGAUAAAGGAAGGAGGAGUGCAGCUUCUGCUCACCAUCGUCGACACCCCGGGCUUUGGUGAUGCCGUCGACAACAGUAACUGCUGGCAGCCGGUCAUCGACUACAUCGACAGUAAGUUUGAGGACUACCUCAACGCUGAGUCGCGCGUCAACAGGCGUCAGAUGCCGGACAACAGGGUGCACUGCUGCCUGUAUUUCAUCGCCCCGUCAGGGCACGGACUGAAGCCCCUCGAUAUUGAAUUCAUGAAACGGUUACAUGAAAAAGUCAAUAUCAUCCCUCUCAUCGCCAAAGCUGACACAAUGACUCCUGAGGAGUGCCAACAGUUCAAGAAACAGAUUAUGAAAGAAAUCCAGGAGCACAAAAUCAAAAUCUACGAGUUCCCAGAGACGGACGACGAGGAGGAAAUGAAGAUGGUCAGGAAAAUCAAGGAUCGUUUACCCUUGGCUGUGGUCGGUAGUAACACCCUCAUCGAGGUCAAUGGAAAGCGAGUUCGUGGGAGGCAGUACCCCUGGGGCGUGGCUGAAGUGGAAAACGGGGAGCACUGUGACUUUACAAUCCUCCGAAACAUGCUCAUCAGGACUCACAUGCAGGACUUGAAGGAUGUGACAAACAAUGUUCACUAUGAAAACUACCGCAGCAGGAAACUGGCUGCCGUCACCUACAACGGCGUGGACAACAAUAAGACCAAGGGACAGCUAACCAAACCUGACACGGCUGAAGGCAUGAGUCCUCUCGCUCAGAUGGAGGAGGAGCGGCGGGAGCACGUGGCCAAGAUGAAGAAGAUGGAGCAGGAAAUGGAGCAAGUGUUUGAAAUGAAGGUCAAAGAGAAGCUCCAGAAGCUUAGGGACUCUGAGGCCGAGCUCCAGAGACGUCACGAGCAGAUGAAAAAGAACUUGGAUGCCCAGCACAGAGAACUGGAGGAGAAGCGCCGUCAGUACGAGGACGAGAAGGCCGGCUGGGAGGCUGAGCAGAGGAUUCUGGAGCAGCAGAAACUAGACGCCUCCAAGACCUUGGAAAAGAUCAAAAAGAAGAAGAUAUUUUAAUAACUCUGGAGGACCUUCCCAAUGUUACAGCGUAUUAUUCUCUGCCAACCUGCCAGCUUCGAUUGUCAGAACAUCCGUCAAUGAACUACAUCCAUCACCUGACAAUAUUACUGAGUAAUAACCAAAUCAAAGACAGGGGGCAGCGCUGCCUGGACUCUGAAUUUCCCCUCCUUAAAGUACUGUUCUGAUCUUUGCAUCGGUAUACUAUUUUUGGGUCACCGCUCACUAAAAGUAUGUUCACACGGAAAGCACAACUGGUACUCAACCUUCUUUUGAUUAAAGGUCGGGGGAAGUUCAGGGUCCAGUCAUUUUUCCCCCCUUUUCUUGAUGUACUUUGGGAAUGUUUGAUGCUGCACUGUUCUGUCAUGCAUCCUUUUAAUCCAAAAAAAAAAAAAAAAAAAAUACAAACAAACCAAGAGGCCAGCCUUUCACUUCCUGCACAUUUGGUAGAUGGCGUCAGGCUGACGCUCACCUCAGGCACUGUUUUUCUUUUUUUUUCUUUUUUUUAUAUAUAUACGAAUAUCUCUCGGUUCACUUAUUUUGGUAUCACAUUUAAUUUCCUCACAAGACAUUAGGCACCUCCUACUCCUCUAGUGUAAAUUGUCUAACCUCGAGCUGCAGUGUUUAACUUCAACUUCGCGUGAUAUUUUUCUUACUUGUUGUUCAUUUCUUUUCUUCUUUUGUAUUGGCCCUGGUAUAGAAACUGUGUCAUUUUUGUUUUCGAGUAUUAUAGCUGCUGUCUUCCAGCCUUGCUCUUGAACCAAACAUGUAUUCCUGACUUCACUCAAGUGUAAGAGUGUAACAAAUGAAAGGAACUGCUCACGAGGUGCUUCUACGUGCAACGAGUUGAGCUUCCUGUGCAGAUUUCGGUGUCAAAAUGUUCUCCAACGGAGUAGAAUCUUUCGAGGAGCAGGAUGCGGAGAGGCCUGUGUUAGAUGUCGGUGGACGGGAAAGCUGGAGCUGAGACGCUCCAGUCAGACGACAGGAAACUGGAUCGCCCUCCCAGGCUGGCUUUCUUUACGUCACGUUUAACACUGGUUGUGCUGCAGCUCUGUUUUGCGAUGUCUUGUUUUUAUUGUACAAAGUCACAUAAUAAAAUUGUGAUGGUAAAUUGGC
Messenger RNA from Mugil cephalus (flathead mullet), 2551 nucleotides. RefSeq names its product septin 7a (gene septin7a). Lineage: Eukaryota; Metazoa; Chordata; Actinopteri; Mugiliformes; Mugilidae. The transcript is spliced from 15 exons. Bases 107 to 1435 code for a protein of 442 amino acids. Gene Ontology annotation, cellular component: septin complex; septin ring; microtubule cytoskeleton. The record is from RefSeq and is a predicted model, not a curated record. Gene Ontology annotation, biological process: cytoskeleton-dependent cytokinesis; cilium assembly. Gene Ontology annotation, molecular function: GTPase activity; GTP binding; molecular adaptor activity.